AAUUUUCUUCCAUAUCGAUUUGAGACUCUAACCACACUGACCAAUUCGUUAUAUAACCUAGUCGUAGAAUAAUUUAACAGCAGACCUAAUUACCUGUGUACCAUCACAUGCUAUAAUAAUUUAGCAAAUUAACCGUGAUGCAAUGCGCGUCAGAGAGACGGCAUUGAUCGGUCUAAGAUAUUGGUCAGCAUAAUAUAUGGUAAACCGAUGAGCAUUGGAAAUUGCAGGAUAGGUUGUGACGUCAAAGCAGCGGCCAUUACUCUUUGACAAUUUGGACUGCAGGCUGUGAGAAUUUUUAUCAAAGAACAGAAAGAAGAAAACUAUUUACAUAAAGAUGCGUUUGCUGGUGUUACUGUGUGCGGCACUUUACGUGUCGGCAUCCGACCUUUCAUUCUCUUUACCGGAAUUGGCCCACCUCUAUCGGAUGCAACGUCUUUCGGACAACUUCGGAGAUUACUUUUCGGACGAACCCGAGAGCCAAAGCGUAGAAGACGAUUGGUCGCCAUCGUACGGAGAUCCGUUCUACUCCGGAACACAUCUUCGGGACCAGGAACAUCUAGAACAAAGUUCUCUUUAUGGAUAUCAGUCAGUGUCAGGCGGUACCGCUGAGGGUAAACAGAACCAGAAACAGGUGAAGACCGACAAACCACUGCCAGCUUACUGUAACCCACCUAAUCCUUGUCCCAUCGGAUACACAUCCAAGGACAACUGCGUGGAGGGUUUCGUCAACUCGGCUGACAACAACAAGGAGAAGCUGUCCAAGCAGGACUGUCCGUGCGACACCGAGCACAUGUUCGUGUGUCCGGCGGGGGGCAAGACGGUCACCUCCAAGACCAGCGACGACCAGGCGGCCAUCAACAACGUCAUGAGUCAGCUCAACAAGAUGGGAGUCGAUAUGGACAGUUCAUUUUAUGGCGAUGACCAAUCUUUGGUUGCCAAAAAAUCUCCAGAGUUGAGCACAAAGAAACGCGGAAAACGCGCGAUUCGCGAAGACUACAAACCAGAGAACUAUCUGUUGAAGGGAGAACACAUGACUGUGGCCAAGAAAUCGCCAGUUGUCUACCAAGACUUUCAACAACAGCCAUAAGUCUACUUAUAAAAAUAUACCCCAAAACUCCAGAUUAUAUCUACCAUUCAAUAUUUAAUAAACAGCCGAUGAUUGUCAUUCAAACAAAAACGAUUCAUCGUUUCUCCAACAUCUUCUUUGUUGUUGUGUAUAAAUUGGACAUAGUUUUUACAACAAAAAGUACUAUUGUAAUGGUUUUAAAUCUGACAUAAUAGAAGGAAAUUCACGAAUAUAAUCAUUGAUGACAAUGUUAGAGGCCGUAAUGUUCAGAGUUGAGGGUGAAUAUGUCUACAAUCAGUUUACCACAAUAUUUGGCAAUAAAAUUUAGCGAUCAUAAGUCGAGACCUAUAAUAAUUAUAUCUGUUUUUAGCCACGGUUAUUGGUAUACUGUACCAAGGUCAGUCUUGGCAUCACUUCCUUCACAGACGCUGGAGUGUAUGCCUACAGUGUUGAUACAAUGUUAACAUUCUGAAGCAAGUUACACAGAUAUAAUUUUAGUCGCCAAGUAACACCAACCACAACGCAUGUAAUUGAGUUUAGAUUCUUAAGUUUGAGCUUUUAAUCUCAUAAACAAUGCGCUGGUUGGUCGAGUUGAUUACUUAUGGUGCAUCAAAAGUAACAUUUUGUCGUAGGAAUUAAUUUUAAUGUUGGGAUAAAUUGUGUUCAAAGAUUGCCCUCUUAUGUUCAUGUCAAUGUUCCACAGUUUGGCCAUACUAAGUCAUAAAUGUAGGUAGCAUAAUAUUGGAUAAGAAACUUUAUACCUACCUAUUCUCGAUGUAUCAAUGAAACUUAAGGGCCAUUUACUGAGAAAUACAUUUAGAUAUCCGUAAUGUAGUAAAUACUUGCUUCACAAAAGAUUACAUGUAGCCUAUAUGCAUAUUAUUUCUAAAAUUGUAAAACGAACUAAGAUAAAUUUCUAAAACAAAUGUGAACAGGAAACAGUUAUCGUUCCUGACUUAAAAUCGGUAGCAGAUUGUUUUUUCUGUGUUCUGGUGUACACGUCAAUAUAGAAUUGAUGCUGAAACCAAAAUAAUCCUGUGGACUUGCUACUUAAUUAAAAUUGUACAAAACGUGUUUUGUAUGUUGUUGUGAUAUCACGAUCUAUUAUUUUGUCAAUAAAUAUUUAUCACCAGUGUUGGCCACAGACGGCUAUACACUGCUUUUCAUUAUACAUGUUAUUGCAAUUUUACAGCUCUAGAUAUAUCAAAACCCUUGUAGGGGAUAGUUAUCGUUUAACGUAGUCUAAAAUCUAACGAGGAUGCACCAUCAUGGCAUGACUAUUCUGUUAUCCAAUUAUGUACAUGUAUAUCUAGGCUAUAACAUUAUUAUGUUACUAUAUUUGCGUUCGACCACUGUCGAACUACAGAGACGAGACAAUAUACACCGCGUUGUAUUAAAGAGCACCACCCCGGCUCACACCCUUUCCCUGAUAUAUUUAUUUGUAUGUCCUUUAUUAAAAAUCAUGAGAAUAAAAUCACGAAAUUUUGUUGCAGAUUGUGUUUAAAACUUCUAUUUUGCCCGGUCUCCCGUGAUAGGAGUAUAACAAAUUGUGAAUACAUAGCGUUUCUCUCCGUUAGAGGUGUAGGCACUUCUGAGCAAUAUCAAACCCUCCCCGUCUUGUUGUCCCGCGUUGUUGUUCGUCGAUAUAUAACUAUCUACUGUUACUCGUCAUGUCUUACUUCAAGAUAACAAGUAUUUAUAAAAAUAAGUAGCAUUUUAAAAUAAAUCGCACCUUUUAGUAAAUGAUAUCGACAAGAAUACAUCAGAACUCAUGCUUAUAAAAUACAUUAUUAAAAAAAACCCCGUUUAAUUACAAUAAUGUAAUAGUUUUACGUUUUUAGAUUCUGUCCAUUUCUGUAAUUUUUAAUACUCCAACAGCUUUACAAUAAAUAAAUAAAUAAAAAUAACGGUGGUGCGUUACUGAUAUUGAUAAUACGUAGAUAAUACCUAGUUGGGUGUUCACAGAAAAUAAAUACUAAAAACUCGAAUAUCGUAUUUGUAGCCUUUCCAUUCUAUAAAUAAUAUAUUUUAAAAAGCAUGAGUUCUGGUUGAUCAUGAACAUUCUUUCUUCAAUACACCAUUUUGAAACAUUUACGUAAAUUUCUUUUUUUAAAUAGGUGCUUCCAUAGCAAUAAACUUCCCAUCUUUUAUAAAAUAUUUUAUGCAUGGUUUAUUAUACUAAACAAAUGGGUCACAAGUAAACAUGAUUUAAUCCAGAUAUAUUAAAAAAAAGCGCAUUGUUGAUAAUAAAUAUUCAAAAUCUGUUCACAACAGUGACCUCCUUUUUCGUAGUACGCUUUCUAAAAUCAAUUUCACGCUUUUAUUUGUCUGUGUUGAUGUUUCAUAGUUGUCACAUACGUUAGAAUGCAGAAAUGCAACUUCUAAACAAAGGAACGAGUUCAUUCUAGUCACCUUUACCCCGUUUUUAUGUGUUUGUAACUUCAUUAUGUGGAGUGUUUGUGCGGUGUGCUCGUGGCAAUACAGUAUCUGCUAUCGUACCAUACCCGAAUCUAUCAUGACGAUCUCAUUGUGUAUUAUAAAGAGAUGUUGUUGCUGUUGAUAUUGUUCAAUAAACUGUGGGAAAAAAUA
Gigantopelta aegis is the source of this 3655-nucleotide messenger RNA. RefSeq lists its product as uncharacterized. The record is from RefSeq and is a predicted model, not a curated record. Gene Ontology annotation, biological process: neuropeptide signaling pathway; regulation of hormone secretion. Bases 335 to 1087 code for a protein of 250 amino acids. The transcript is spliced from 6 exons. Gene Ontology annotation, molecular function: enzyme regulator activity. Gene Ontology annotation, cellular component: secretory granule. NCBI's taxonomy places the organism in Eukaryota, Metazoa, Mollusca, Gastropoda, Neomphalida, Peltospiridae.